Trypanosoma brucei brucei TREU927 is the source of this 795-nucleotide messenger RNA. RefSeq lists its product as hypothetical. The record is from RefSeq and is a predicted model, not a curated record. The transcript has a single exon. NCBI's taxonomy places the organism in Eukaryota, Euglenozoa, Kinetoplastea, Trypanosomatida, Trypanosomatidae. Bases 1 to 795 code for a protein of 264 amino acids.
AUGGGUAAUCAAAAAGCUGUAGCUGGGAGGCAAGAUGCAACCCUCAGCAGCGCUGCCGGCACAAAGCACAGCGCAAAGCUGCCUCCAUUAUUGGCUCCUCUCACUCGGGUAAUCACUUUGGAGAUGAUAUGGUACUUGCUGUGCCACAUCGUUUGUUUGUUUACUCUGAUAUUUGGCGCUGGUGACGAGCUGUUCACUUCCAGAAAGCGCUGGUUUGCCCUGGGGUUGACAAAGCAGCCGCAGCGGCGUGAAUACUCAGCCGGCGGGGUGUACGAGAUGUUUGCCACGAAGGCCACCAUUGAGAACAAACCCAUGCUUCCUCCGCAUCGGCUGAAUUCUGAUCUUGUUUUGUCUCUUCUGUUUGUCCUCACGUUCAACGGCUUCUUCCUUGCACUCUCGCGCUCGGUUUCCAGGUUAAUUGCAGAAGGAGACGAACGACGGGAGUUUAGGGAAGGAACGUUUGAUAUCAAAUCAGGGACCGACGACAAAGUUUCCAAGGGCAAAGGAGUUCCUUUCAGGUUGAUAAACUGCCGUGAAAUUAUGUAUAAGGUUACAUUAGGUGCCACCCUUGUUUUCUGCGUGCUAAUUACAACCUGUGUUAUAUUGCAACCACCCAGUGAGGUGCAAGGAGCCGCCCCUUCUCUGGUAUUACUUUCAUCUGUUGUUCCCAUAUAUUAUGGGGACCGCCCUAAUGGUGCACGUGCCUUAGAGAGAUUCUACAGUGCUUAUCAGAGUGUUAUCAUUACAGUUCUUGUUGGUUUAGUUCUUGACGCGAAUUUUCUUGCGAAAGCGUGA